AUGUGGUUCCUGACACUCGUUUUGCUUCUGACGACGUCAUUGCUCUGCUAUGCCGGCUACAUCUUCCUAGUGGUGGACAAGCGGCAAGAGAAGCAGGAGCGGCCUCCACCGCGCAGCACACCCGGCGCCCAGAACGCCUCGCUCAGCACCUGCACGCGACCCACUCUCUGCUGCGCGCUCGCUGCGCCUUGCCGCCUGCUGGCAGCAUCAGGAGCAGUGCUCGAGAAUCCGGAGGUUUACGAGGCGCUCGAUGACAAGCAGUACAACUUCGAGCUCCCCAUUGAGAUCGACGACUAUGACGAGCUGCGCGAGUCCAAGCCGCCAGACAAGCGCACGCUGCCGCUCGCGCUGCUCAAGCGCGCGAUGGCGGACAUACCGCUGAUAGAGCAGCUUGAGCGCGACCACCCGCGCAUGGUGCGCCUCUUCAACCGCGGCUUGCUUCCCUUUGGGAUCUGGGAGCAGCUGCUCGAGGCGGAGCGGAUGAUGGAUGAGGAGGCGCAAGGGUUGAGGACGGGCUUCGUCCUGAGCGACGUGCGCGCGACUAUCCCUCCGCUGAGCGCCGGCGGCGCAGCGGCCUCGAGCUGA
Messenger RNA from Emiliania huxleyi CCMP1516, 585 nucleotides. RefSeq lists its product as hypothetical. Gene Ontology annotation, cellular component: Sec62/Sec63 complex. NCBI's taxonomy places the organism in Eukaryota, Haptophyta, Isochrysidales, Noelaerhabdaceae. The transcript has 3 exons. The record is from RefSeq and is a predicted model, not a curated record. The coding region runs from base 1 to 585 and encodes 194 amino acids. Gene Ontology annotation, biological process: post-translational protein targeting to membrane, translocation.